Messenger RNA from Komagataella phaffii GS115, 912 nucleotides. RefSeq names its product Component of the conserved oligomeric Golgi complex (Cog1p through Cog8p). NCBI's taxonomy places the organism in Eukaryota, Fungi, Ascomycota, Pichiomycetes, Pichiales, Pichiaceae. Bases 1 to 912 code for a protein of 303 amino acids. The transcript has a single exon. The record is from RefSeq and is a predicted model, not a curated record.
AUGAAUAUUACCUUCCAUACAUUCGAAAUGGCAGAGACCAAUGGGAACGAAGUCCUAUCCAUGUUCUUCGAUGAAGAGUUUGUGCCUCAUGCAUAUGUGGACGCUGUUCUUGUCAAAAGUCUUCCAACGAACACCACAUCUCAGAAAGUUAUACCCAGGGGAAGCCUCCAGCCUAACACCCAAUUGAAAGGCCCAUCUUUUCUACCAGUAAAGCAACUCCAAUCCCUUCAAAGUAAUAUUUCCUCUUUGCUUUCUCACGUCGACUUUUAUUCUAACGAACUGACGAAAGACUUAGAACAACAAUUGGACAAAUUAAGAUCUACCGCUACCGUGCUGUCCUAUACCUCCAUUGGCGACGACACCUCAAGCGUUACAAGAUUGGAAUACUACCUGGACUCAUUGUUCAACUCAAUAGAUACACUGCAAGAGGAUCUUGUGGAAAUCAACGAGAAGAUCACGAACCUCCAUCUAAACACAGAUCCCCUGGAUAGGAAGAUAAUGGACGAGUUGAAACAGUAUAUGGUGAUAAAACAGCGUAUGAAUGCAGUUGUAAAAGUUUUCCAGACUGCCCAAACGGUUGCAACAACCUCAUUGGUUGUAGAUGAUGCUUUGGAUUAUCAAACGGCUCCUACUUCGGCUAAUACUCAUGAUCGUGUUCCACAAACAGUGACAGUAUCCGUUUUUUCGUCAUCUUUGAGUAUGCUCCAAGAGGCCAUUCUAGAAGAAAUGCAAAGGGACAAACCGAAGAAAGAAAUUAACCACAAGCUAGUUAGCAAAUGUGACUCCAUGAUUCAACUGCUUCCAGUCUUCAAAGGUCUUUACAAGUUCUAUACUCCUUACAAUGAGUUUGUGAAAUUCCUCGAGGCUCAAAAAGAGAGAUACUUAUACAGUAAAGAUAUGAAAUAUAAAUAA